CCUUGAAGAAGCUAUUUCUUUGGUGUGUAUAUUAUAGUUUGCAGCAUAAAUAUUACAUAUUAAUUUUUUAUAAUAUCUUUUUUUAAUUAUAUAUUUUUAUACAGAGUAUACCCAGCGCUUCUACAACAGAUGUCGGUUCAUCUAAUAAGUAUCUUACAGGUAUUAACAGUGGAGCCUGUGACUAUAUACUAAUAUAUACCUAUAUUAGCCACAGGAACUGAAGAGUCUACACCUUCUAUCAGGGCCGUGCCUGACGGGCGUUCAUUGCGUGCACCGCACGCAGGCGGCCGAAAUUAAGAGGCGGCCAAAUCGUUACAAGUUGUUUACUGGGCAAAAAUACAAUCGGUUUGUUUUCAUUAAGAUACGAAGUAAAAACAGUUUCUCUAAUCUAAUCUAUCUAAAAAGAGUUUCUCAGAAAUAAGAAAUGUAUAAAAACUGAUUAGGUCGUUGUAGUAUUUAUAUACCUAGUCAUGCAGCGAAUCCGAAUUUUUUCGAACAUUGCACGAGCGACGAGCCGAAAUAGUUUUUUCAAUUGACCGGCGUCGCGUAAGCGGUCUUAUUCGUCUUAUUAGUCGUAUUAGUCUAUAUACUAGCGAGGAUAAAUCGUUAUUUGUGUCCUGUGUGUGAUCCGAUAUUAUUAAAGUCUUUAAUUUAACGAAUAAAAAUAAAUUGCUUAAUUCCUGAAAACUUUUAGUUGUGUGUUCGUGUGGUGAAAUUUAAUAAAAAGUUUAUUUACUCGACAAAGACUGAAAAAGGCCUACGAAUGUCUGAAAGGAAAACGAAAAGAUUGCCUGGAGCGCAAUAUAAAAGAAAGCGAGAGGAAAAGCAAAAUGAAGCUAAAAAAAUGUUUGGCUCAUUAACAAAGUUUUUAGUAAAAUCGCCAGAACCGGAAAGUAGUUGUAGUAGCCAAUUAAAUCCAAUUGAUGAUUUGUUUUGCGAUAAAAAUGAAAAUGAAUUAUCUGUCGAAAAUGAAAAGGCUAAUGACAAUACUAGUAGUACCGACGAAAUGGAAACAGAAGAUAAUAAGGAUAUCGAUCUAUACAAUACCGAUACCGCUGAAAUUGAUAAAGCAUAUUUUGCUAUGUAUAUGGAUUUAAAUGAUCCAGCUUGCUGGCCUUUAACAAUUACCACUAAAAUAUUGGAUAUAUUAAUCGAAAAAGGACCCAUACAAAAUAAACAAUCUACAUAUCCAUUUAAUGAAUUGGGAAGAUCAUUUUCAUCAACUUAUUUCUAUAGAAAAAUGCCAAAUGGUGAAAAAUUUAAUCGUGAGUGGUUAAUCUAUUCUCCAAAAACGGAUUCCAUAUUUUGCUUCUGUUGUAAAUUAUUUGGCAAACAAGAAAUAAAAUUAGUUAAUGAAGGCUUCAAUGAUUGGCAACACACAUCUGAUAAUUUAUCUCGUCAUGAAAAAACAUCGCUGCAUAUCGGAAAUUGCACCAAUUGGAAAAAUUUGGAAUUAAAUUUAAAAAACAAAGCUACAAUUGAUAAAAAUUUGCAACGGUAUUAUGACGCAGAGAAAAAACGAUGGUAUCAAAUUGUCGUACGCAUGAUAUCUGUGGUACAAUUUCUGGCAGUACAGGGUUUAGCGUUUAGAGGUAGCUCGAGCAGAUUGUAUGAAAACAAUAAUGGAAAUUUUCUAAAAGCAAUUGAAAUGAUAGGAAAAUUUGAUGAUGUUAUGGCAGAUCACAUAAAUCGCAUUCAACAAUCAGUUGCUUUAAAGAACCAUAUGCCACAUUAUGCGGGAAAUCGCUUCCAAAAUGAAAUAAUUAGUAUCCUUGCAGCGCAAAUUCAAAAAUAUUUUUUGUCAGCAAUAAAAGACGCCAAAUAUUUUUCAGUAAUUUUGGAUUGUACGCCGGACAUGGGACAUGUCGAGCAAAUUACAAUAAUUUUGAGAUAUGUGCAUAUUCAAAAUGACGAAGUAGAAGUGAGAGAAAAUUUCGUUGGUUUUUCUCCAGCUCAAAAAAGUACUGGAGAAGCUUUUUACGACUUUUUAAUUGAAAAAUUAAGCUCUCUUAAAUUAAAUGUUAACGAUAUGAAAGGCCAGGGGUAUGAUAAUGGAUCAAAUAUGGCUGGAAAACAUAUUGGAUUGCAGAAACGAAUUUUGGACAAUUAUCCACGAGCUUUGUUUAUGCCAUGCAACGCGCAUACAUUAAAUUUGGUCGUCAAUGAUGCAGCGAAAGUUUCUUUUUCAACUGUGGAUUUUUUUAGUAAUGUGUCAGCAAUAUACAAUUACUUUUCCGGAUCACCUUUUCGAUGGCAAAUUUUAAAAAAACAUGUAAAAUCGUUAACAGUAAAACAAGUUAGCGUAACCCGGUGGGAAUCAAGGAUUAAGGCGAUUAGACCACUGCGUCAUGAAUUAGGUGAAAUUUAUGACAGCCUAAUAGAACUAGCGGAAGAAUGUUCAACACCAAUAGGUCAACAUGAAGCUAAAUGUUUGGCAAUGAAAAUUAAAUCGUACAAAUUUAUUUGUUCCACAGUAAUAUGGUACGAAAUCUUAGAAAAAGUAAAUAUUAUUAGUAAAAUGAUGCAGACCGUUUCUUGGAAUCUUACUUCAUGUGCUGAAUCUAUUAAUAAUAUUUUAAUUUUUUUCCAAAGUAUUAGAAAUGAUGAAAAUUUCGAAAAGUAUUUGAAAAUUGCUGAUGAAUUAUGUGAAUCACUUGAAAUACAACCGGAAUUUCCUGUUGAAAUUUAUCUACGUCGACGCCAUAAGCGAAAACAAUUUGACUAUGAAGGAGAUGAGGAUAUUCAGUUAACUGCUAAAGAAAAUUUCAAAAUUAAUUUUUUCUAUGUAAUAUUGGAUACAGCCAUUUCAUCUGUUACUACCCGAUUUGAAACAUUAUCCAAUUUCGAACAGUCUUUCGGAUUUUUAUAUAAAUUUGUUGAAAUAGGAGAGGACGACAUAAAAAAAAGUUGCUUCGACUUUCAUAAUAAAUUCAAGGAUGGCGAAUCGUGCGACAUAAACGGAGCAGAAUUAUACGAAGAGUUAAUUUCAUUGAAAAUAAUUAUAAAAGAUAGGAAACAACCCGAAGAACUCCUAAAGUAUUUGUACAAACACAAUUUACAAAAUUCAUUUCCAAAUGUAUCUACAAGCUUAAAACUAUUAUUGACCAUGCCUGUAUCAGUUGCGUCUGGAGAACGUAGUUUUUCUAAAUUGAAAAUCAUAAAAAAUUACCUACGUACUUCCAUGACGCAAGAACGUAUGAGCAAUCUUUCAAUUAUCGCGAUUGAAAGUGAAAUUGCUGAAUCUUUAAAUAUUCACGAAGCAAUUGACGAUUUUGUCAGUAAAAAAUCCCGUAGGAUUAACUUUUAAUAUGUACUUUAUUUAAUAAUUGCUUCGUGAAGAUUCAGCAAUUUCACUUUCAAUCGCGAUAAUUGAAAGAUUGAAAGAUUUCCCUAAUUAACCGGUAACCUAACCGAAAUAAUUUUAUGAAACCGGUUAAUUAACCAAAAACCUUUACUAUUUUCAAUAUCAAUAAAUAAUACGUAAGAUUUGAUUUUUUAAAAUCAAAUAAUUUUAAAUUGUCACUGAGCGACACCUAGGAUUUUAAAUUAUCGUAUUCCUAUGUUCUUUAUGUUUGAUAAUUUUGUCUGUGAUUAUAAUACCAAUACCAUAAUUACUUUUUUUCAUGUUAUUAUUAAAGUAAGUAAAUUAAUUCUAUUUUGUAUACCUCCCAAGUUGCAAGUCAGCCCAGAUCUGCCAUUGGCCACUGAGCUUUGUUAUCCUAAUAUGUUAGUAUAGAUUUAAGGGUUAUUCCUUGUUCUUUAUGUUUGAUAAUUUUGUCUGUGAUUAUA
This is a messenger RNA of Galleria mellonella (greater wax moth), 3789 nucleotides long. Its product is annotated as zinc finger MYM-type protein 1-like. The record is from RefSeq and is a predicted model, not a curated record. The transcript has 2 exons. The coding region runs from base 764 to 3307 and encodes 847 amino acids. Lineage: Eukaryota; Metazoa; Arthropoda; Insecta; Lepidoptera; Pyralidae. Gene Ontology annotation, molecular function: protein dimerization activity.